AUGACACUACCCGUCAUAGCUGCUGGAAAAUCCCUUUUGGUGACUUUUGUGGUGGUAGAUGCUCCGAGUGCUUACAAUGUGAUCAUGGGGAGAGAUGGGAUCCAUAGAAUGGAUGGUGAGGCAUCAACCAUGUGCCAAGUGAUGAGAUGUUUGACUGACGAUGGUCUUGGUACUAUCGAUAUAAAAGGGGUUUACCUCAGUGGUGAGGUCUCUCCCCCUCCAUCUGAUAAUAACUUGUCCAUGGAGAAGUCUCUUUAUCCCUAUCAAAGUGCAGGUGACGAAAUCUCGACCAAGUCCUGGAUUCAUUCACGACUAGGUAACGAGUUCAGAACUUCGGAGCAGUCAGAUGACCUCAUUGGCGAACCGGAUGAAAAACCUCCACCAAAGUGGAUUUAUAUUCCUUUAGCACCUCUUCUCUUGGGAGAGCAACCAUUUUUGGGGAUGUCGGCACAAAGGCGGAAGUGGUAUCCCGAUGAACUCAACACAUAA
Molecule: messenger RNA, 489 nt
Organism: Prunus armeniaca (apricot)
Lineage: Eukaryota; Viridiplantae; Streptophyta; Magnoliopsida; Rosales; Rosaceae
Source: the annotation of a GenBank genome assembly